CCUUCCUGACUUGUCAUUUCCUAUGUUCGGCCUGUUUAGGUGGUGGACAUCAUGAGGGUCAAUGUGGAUAAGGUGCUAGAGAGAGACCAGAAGCUCUCUGAGCUAGACGACCGUGCAGACGCCCUGCAGGCUGGAGCUUCUCAAUUCGAAACAAGUGCUGCCAAGUUGAAGAGGAAGUACUGGUGGAAGAAUUGCAAGAUGUGGGCGAUAGGGAUUGGCGUCCUGGUGAUCAUCAUCAUCAUCAUCAUUGGUGAGUCACUGUGUGUGCAUAGAUGAGCAUGUGUGCAAGAACCAAGUAUGAAAGUUCUACCACGAAGGGGGG
Dipodomys ordii (Ord's kangaroo rat) is the source of this 322-nucleotide messenger RNA. It is a transcript of the gene Vamp3, whose product is annotated as vesicle-associated membrane protein 3. Bases 52 to 276 code for a protein of 74 amino acids. Lineage: Eukaryota; Metazoa; Chordata; Mammalia; Rodentia; Heteromyidae. Gene Ontology annotation, biological process: vesicle fusion; vesicle-mediated transport; SNARE complex assembly. Gene Ontology annotation, molecular function: SNAP receptor activity; syntaxin-1 binding. The record is from RefSeq and is a predicted model, not a curated record. Gene Ontology annotation, cellular component: SNARE complex; plasma membrane. The transcript has 2 exons.